Molecule: messenger RNA, 2272 nt
Organism: Diorhabda sublineata
Lineage: Eukaryota; Metazoa; Arthropoda; Insecta; Coleoptera; Chrysomelidae
Exons: 1
Source: RefSeq, a predicted model, not a curated record
GGCGUUUCGCCUGAAUGUGUUCUGUAAUGACGCGUCAGUUUUGCAGGUACCGCAAAAGUUUUGGAACAAAUCGCACCCUUGCUUCAAUAGUGUUACAACUCAAAAUAUGACGAUUUUGAGUUAUUGGUAUCACUGGAUUCAGAAAAAAAAGCUCUAUCAAUCUCAAAAAACCGUUCCAACUUGUGGGAGUUCAGUGGUCGCCAGGUAGCAGUUGAAUCGGUGUAGACGAUUCACUUGCUACCCCCUCCACUCGUCUAUAGAGUCAAAUCCUCAGUUGUGACAUAGAUUUCGAUGAGAUACCGUGCACGAUUUGCUCAGUUGAUGUGUUAUUUUGAGUUGUAACGUUCUUGAUGAGUAAAGUUAUUAAUUUUUGGUGUGUUAUUUCUUAUUGUAACUAUUGGUGAUUGGAACGGCAGACUUUCAUACAGGUAAGUCGAAAUGUUACACUAUUGGUGAUUGAAAAAGCAGCUUUUCAUCCAGCCAAGUCUAAAUGUUGCACUAUUGACGAUUUUUCAGAAUGAAUCUUAACACACGAGGAACAAAAAUAUUAGGCCUUCUUGAACUAAAAACGCCUCUUGUUCGGGAACGAAAUGUAGUGGAUACAGCCAACUUUUCCCCACCACCUCUAGAGUCUUUACCUUCAGGUAAGAUUCCUGUUUUUUCCAGCGAAGAUGACGUCUUCCCAACAAUUCAGACUCUGCCAACCACUACUGCUUCAAACGUAAACUCAUCAUUUGAAGACCUCAUAACACAAGCGGAAAUCGUUACAAACACGGAUGGAAUAUUCGAUCCAGAACUUGUCGAAGUUGAAGGGUACUCUACAGGUGCGACUGUUCAUGAUAAUGCUUAUAAAAACUAUGACCCUAAAGAAGGACCUUCUUAUUCAGUUGUAGUCGACGAAGAAACUCCAACCAUCAUUCGCCUCACUAAAAUUAUUCACAAUCAAGAUGGAAACGAUCCUUCAGCUUCCCGUAGCAAUGACGACGAGCAGGUUGACGAUGAAAACCCGAACAGCAGUGACGACAGUGACUGGCAUGAAUCCGAAAAUAGUGCUGAAAGUUCAGACUCAAAACAUUCCUCACCUCUGGAAUUUUCCAGAAAGCCUAAUUUAGCUCCCCUUGAAAAUUUCAGUCAUGAAGAAGAUGAAAUGAGGCAGAAGAGAGGAAAAAGAAAAAAACGGCCAUGCAACCCAGACAACUGGGUUAUGAAGAAAACAAAAACCCUUCGAAAUAGCGAUCUUGGAUACGUUUCUUACAAAUCCAAACGCUCAGUCAGCGCCAGGAAAAUCCGACCAUCUUGUGAAUCAAAAUGCCGUUUGAAAUGCUCAGAAAAAAUCAAGGAAGAAGUUCGCCAACAGCUUUUUUCUGGAUUUUGGAGUUUAGGCGAUGUCCAGCGGCAGAGGGAGUUCAUCGUAUCAUACAGUGACGAAAUAAAACCAAAAUACAGAUACUCCAGCACUCAAAACUUUCGUGCCAUGAAGAGAGCGUUCUAUUUUGACGUGCAUAACGUCCGCACGAGAGUUUGCAAACAAUUUUUCAUGGCCACACUUGACAUAAAUGCUCGAACAAUACAGACUGCAUUCUCAAAAAAAUCCUCUACAGGAUUCGUUGCCGAAGAUCGACGUGUGAAACACAAUAAUCAUCCAACAGUUGACCCAGAAAUCAAGGAAAGUGUCCACCAAUUCAUAAAUUCGAUUCCUCGAAUCGAAUCCCACUAUUUAAGGGCUCAGACCUCCAGAGAGUUGAUCGAAGGUGGCAAGAGCCUUGCAGACCUAUUCAGGGACUAUAAAGCAGGUCGGGAGCAAAAAGAGUUGCCCUCAGCAAAUUCUAUCAUGUUCAAUAGAAUAUUUCAUUCAGAAUUUAACAUUUCCUUUUUUAAACCGAAAAAAGAUCAAUGUGAUGUCUGUGAAUCUUACAGUAAUGCCAAUGAUGAAGAAAAGGAGAGUAUGAGAGCUACAUUCGAAAAACACAAGAAGGAGACAGAGCUGUCACGAGCAGAAAAAGGAAGGGACAAGGAUAACCCAUGCGGAGCUAUAGUCGCAGUCUUCGAUCUACAAGCUGUCAUGCCAUCACCAAGGGGGCUCGUCUCAUCCUUUUAUUAUAAAAGCAAACUCAAUUGCUUUAACUUCAUCAUCAGUGAUUUGCAUACUAGAAACGUAAAUUGCUAUUUUUGGAAUGAGACAGAGGCAAAACGAGGAGCCAACGAAAUCGGAAGCUGCGUCUACCUCUACCUCAAGGACCUCAAGGAACAACGCUCUGAUGUUGAACUGGAU